UUCACCAGCCUUGGCACAGAUGUGGAGGAACAAACAGAGUGAGGUGGGAUGCCAGCACCAAGCCCUUUGUGUGCAUGUGUGUGCGUGUGUGUGUGUUUGUGUGGGUUAUAUAACGACUCCCUUCACCACCUCUUUCAGUUGCGGUGCUCUUAGUUCAGCAGUGGAAACUCUCUUUGCUGUACGGAAAACUGCCGUUAUUGUGGUGGAAGAUGAUGGGUAUCCUACAGUUUUUUUGUAUGCUCCUCUUUUUCUCGCUCGUGGCUGCCGCUCCUCCAGGUCCUGUGGUGGACGUGGACUCAAAUGACCCUGAAGUGCAGGCCUGUGCCUCCUUUGCACUGGAAGCCUUCAAUCAUUUCAACCAGGACCCCCACCUCUACGCCAUCACCAAGUUCACCUCCGUCAAGAGGGCCAACAUUGGUGGGGGUAUGUAUGACAUAGAGGUAGAGGUGGGGAAGACUAAGUGUCUGAAGGAAAGCAAUGCAGAUCCCAGCUCUUCCUGUGCCGUGAUCAAUCCUGAAGCCAAGGUGCAACAUUGCCACUUUAUUGUCCUGAGUGCUCCAUGGAAACAUCAGAGGACCCUAAUCCAGAGUUCCUGUGUGGCUCCAUGAUCCAGACUAGACCCAAGCCCAAUCACUACACCCAAAAUGUCUCAAGCUCUUACAAUUCUGCUUUUCCUUUUCUGUGCUCCUCUGACCACACACUGUUGGUUGUAUGGAACAGAACCCCCCCCCCCCCACCUCGCCCAGUAAUCACCCCAUUUCACCAAAAAGCUGAAGGAUGGCCACAUUAACAUGUAUCCUGUUUUUUUUUGGUGGUUUUUAUCUUUUCUUCAUGGAAAGAGUGGUUUCCUGAUUCUGUUAUAAACUGAUUCUUGAGAAUGCAA
This is a messenger RNA of Anguilla anguilla (European eel), 883 nucleotides long. RefSeq names its product cystatin-like. The coding region runs from base 210 to 608 and encodes 132 amino acids. The transcript has 3 exons. The record is from RefSeq and is a predicted model, not a curated record. Gene Ontology annotation, molecular function: cysteine-type endopeptidase inhibitor activity. Lineage: Eukaryota; Metazoa; Chordata; Actinopteri; Anguilliformes; Anguillidae.